UUUAUUAUUCCUUUCUCCCUGUAACACUGUGCCCUGAAAAUGUGUCCCCGGUGUUUGUGCUCCUAUCAGAUGGAUGAGCGAGUUUGAUUGAAGCGUUUGUCAUGUAAAUGCGAGGCCGUUUGAUGGACGAGCCUGCAGACUUGACAGAGUGCUGUAGGUCCCUUGCCAUUGGCGUUUUGAGGGUCACAUGGUGUGUCAGGAAGGUGAUAUGAGGGUGGAAGGCAGUUUUACAGCUUUGACAUACUACCUAGAAGGUUAGGGCAAAGGGAGCACCGAUUAAUGACUGCUCAGUCUUGAUCAGCUCUAACCAAACUGCAGGCCCAGGUUUAGGAUGAACUCCUACUUAGAUUACCCCGUGUGCAACCGGGGAGCAAAUAUAUUCAGCUCAAAGGCCGGAUACCACAACUUAAACCAUGGAUAUACGUCUUCCAACUCAUGCGCAACAAGUGAGAGUUACGCACCGGACGGACGUGUAGUGGUUGCAACUUCUGCGCAGCACCAGACUCCGAGCCUCCCUCUGCACCACCAGAACCAUGUCAACUUGGACGUGCCGUUCGCAGCAACGGGUAACUCGGUGUAUGGCUCACCUCUGGAGUACGGACAUCACCAGUACGGCCUCGCCCCAGAGCAGGACCGGAGCUUUAUCGAUACGCAAGUCUCACCCCUUGCUACAAACAUGGCUCCCUACACCGGGGACAGCUGUGGGCCAGGGGUAUCAUCGGGAGGCCAGUAUCUGCAUUUUGGCAGCGGGGAUCAGAGGCAACAAGAAUACUCAGAAAGCGUUUACGCGAGGUUACCACCUCCAUGUAAGGAAAAGGAUCUGGAGCAUGUGGAGGAAACUUCGAAAACUUUCGACUGGAUGAAAGUGAAGCGGAAUCCACCUAAAACAGCGGUCGUUUCGGACUUCGGUGUUCCCGGCCAGCACAGCGUGAUCCGCACUAACUUCACCACCAAGCAGCUGACCGAGCUGGAGAAGGAGUUCCACUUCAACAAAUACCUAUCGCGGGCAAGGCGGGUGGAGGUCGCGGCGAGCCUGGAGCUCAACGAGACUCAGGUGAAAAUCUGGUUUCAGAACCGGAGGAUGAAGCAGAAGAAACGGGAGAAACUAGGCAGCGUUUUGGGCAACGCUCCGGCACCUGCUGAGAAACUUUCCACCUCUGAAGCGUCUCCAAAGACAAAAGGGAAAAACUAAACUUAAAAUAUGACUGGAGGCCCGAGCAGUUUUCUACAUUUUCCCAAAUUUGCACCAUUCCAGAAAAAACAAACAAACAAACAAAAAAAAAAACAAACUGAAAAUUGCUUGUGGCAAUUUUGUAAACUAUCAGGGCAGGCAGUGUCUGCUUGUAGUCAUCCAAUCUUUCGAUUCUACACCCCAUGCUGUUUUUUUUUGUUGGAGCACUGAUGGACUCAGUGUUACUGUUUGCACUAUUUAUUUACAGGGUAUUUUUCAACCUUUGUUGAGAUGAUUUAGCUGAAUAAAGUCUAUAAAAUGCAAUAAGAAUUGUAUUUGUCUUGUGUGUAAAAAAAAAAAGAAUCCACAUUCAGUCCAAUCAAACUUUAAAAAUUUUGUUCUGUUUCU
Molecule: messenger RNA, 1579 nt
Organism: Archocentrus centrarchus (flier cichlid)
Lineage: Eukaryota; Metazoa; Chordata; Actinopteri; Cichliformes; Cichlidae
Gene: hoxb1b
Product: homeobox B1b
Exons: 2
Coding region: 332-1192 (286 amino acids)
Biological process (GO): regulation of transcription by RNA polymerase II
Cellular component (GO): nucleus
Molecular function (GO): DNA-binding transcription factor activity, RNA polymerase II-specific; RNA polymerase II cis-regulatory region sequence-specific DNA binding
Source: RefSeq, a predicted model, not a curated record